GACAAUGGAUUCGUGACGUUUUAAAUUAAAUAAUUUAAUUGCAGGACAUGAAAAAACAAGGAGCGGAGAAAUUAUACAAUCAAAUAUGAACCGAGUAUUGCGCCUUGAGACGGCGCUGCGGGCGACGCGACGCAGGGCGUCGUCGGCAGACGGCGUCGAUCUCACAUUUACCCUUAAAAACUCGUGGACUGGACGUCGACUGAGUGAGGCGCCGGGCCGUUAUGUGUCAUCAAAAUCACUAGACUACUCGCACAGCCCAGUGAGAGAAAAAAGAUCAAACAUAAAUAAGUGGGAGUAGUAUACAUAAUAACAUACGUGAACUGAAGAGAGUGAUUUAUUAUUAUUUUUGACGACAUUUAGUAAUGUCAUACAAAAGUACCUAGAUAAUGCAUCAGUCUGAAAUAUAUUUAAAGUUUUGUUACACAUGAGAUAAAGAUAGUUACGUUACCUAAGGGGUACAAGACAACACAAGACAAUUGAACAUAUGACAAUGACAAGGAUGACAAUUGUUUCUAAGUAAAAAAAUAUUAGAUGAUGCUGGAUAUAAUUGCGUUGAUGAGUUGCCGCAAACAAACUGUUACACUUGUAAUGUUCGUGACAACGACCUUCAUUUAAAUAAUAGACACGUUGUGGGGUCGUCGCUUCAUUUACCUGAUGAAUUACCGGCACGAUCGCUCGGUCAGUGUGCCUCUUCAUCGGCUCAACAAAACCUCUAGUGUCCUUAUUACGAGAAAUGUAACAAAUAUACAAAUUUAUUAUUACUAUUAUUAUUAUUUGCCUAAUAAUAGUGAGAUAACAUCUUGUUAUCAGUCCUUGGAGUUCUAAUAUUAAUGACAUAGUAUGAUAAGACGCGGUAAUUUUUACUUGGACUUAAUGUCAAUGAAUCGAAGACAGCAGUUAUGAUUUCAUCGCCGUAGUUAUCAGUUUAUAGCCACAUACUUGUACAAUAUAACAACGAAAAUGACGACAAUGAAUACGGGUGUCCAACAUUUAGAGAAAGCAGCCUCAACUGCCUGUACUAUGGCUAACAAUUUUUUAGCACCCGUUAAAACAGAGCAGCAAAUUUAUGAAAAUUCAAUGCUUGAAGAUGACCCUAAUGCUAAUUCUGUUAUUACAACGACAAAAACUUUACCUGAUGAUAGAACUGUUCCGAGAUGGGGGCCUAAUCACAAAGGUGCUCGGGAAUUAGCUAAUUUAUAUAGUACAGGAAAACGAACGCAGGAAUGUAUCUGCGUAGGCAUUUGUAUAACGCUGAUGGCAGUAAAUUCAUUUUUUAUUGUAAUACGUUUAAGACUAGAGAAUUUAAGUUCAAUAGUAAUAGCCGCGUUAUGUGGAAUUGUAACAGCAGACUUUAUCUCUGGAUUAGUUCAUUGGGCAGCAGACACGUGGGGAUCGGUCGAGUUGCCUAUCCUUGGAAAAAAUUUUUUGAGGCCAUUUCGCGAGCAUCAUAUAGAUCCAACAAGUAUAACGAGACAUGACUUCAUCGAAACAAACGGCGAUAAUUUCAUGGUCACUAUUCCAGCACUGUGUAAGCUCACGUGGGAUUUUCUAACUUUACCCGAGCCGGAAAUUCAGCGGAGAUUUUUAUGGAGUUGCUAUUGGUGGCAGCUUGCGAUAUUUGUAGCAAUGACUAAUCAGAUUCACAAGUGGUCUCACACGUAUUUUGGAUUACCCGGGUGGGUGGUAUGGCUGCAAGAGCAUCGAGUAAUUCUCCCGCGAAGACAUCAUCGGGUUCACCAUGUUGCACCACACGAGACGUAUUUUUGUAUUACAACUGGCUGGCUAAACUGGCCGUUAGAAAAAUUGAGAUUUUGGUCUAUUCUUGAAACAAUUAUUGAAGGCGUAACAGGUUACAAACCCCGAGCUGAUGAUUUCAAAUGGGCUCAAAAGCGAUCUUGAAAGUUACCAAUGUUAUUACAAUUAUUAAUGUGGUGUAUAAUCGCGUGUAUAUACAAUAUGAUUGUUUAUAAAAAGACAAUUACGCUAUUGUUAUCCGCAAAGCCGCGGACGGGGCCGGUCCCCUUCAACAUACUUGGAGUUAUAAGUGUUUUAUUGCACCGAGGACAAUUAUCUUCAGGCACAUAUUUUUUUUAAGUUACCAAAUGUGGAAAAUAUUGCACUCUGAUUGUAAAGGAAAGCUAAGCAAUAUACACAUUUACAAAGAGUUGCAAUCUCAAGUAAUUGCAAUGCCGAAUGUGCUUUUUAAUAUUAACACGUUGAUAAUAUUUUUUUAGUAAAUCAAAGGGUAAUAAUUACAACUUGUAAUUUAUAUUAUAUAUGUAAAAUCUAAAUGAUUUUCUGAUUUACCUGUAGAGUAUUUAUUUUGAAAAACAAAUUUUAUUUAUGUGAAUAAUCACGCUGAAAAUUCUAAAUAUUAUAAAAGAUAUAUACAAUUUCACAAAAUAAAGCAAAUUAGCCGCGGCCUUAGAAAAGAAUUUUAGAGUGAUACAGUACUGCAAUAUUUAUACAUAACUAUUAUAUUGAAA
Molecule: messenger RNA, 2486 nt
Organism: Cotesia glomerata
Lineage: Eukaryota; Metazoa; Arthropoda; Insecta; Hymenoptera; Braconidae
Gene: Kua
Product: plasmanylethanolamine desaturase
Exons: 6
Coding region: 961-1899 (312 amino acids)
Molecular function (GO): oxidoreductase activity
Source: RefSeq, a predicted model, not a curated record